Messenger RNA from Cydia splendana, 2533 nucleotides. RefSeq names its product exocyst complex component 3 (gene Sec6). The transcript is spliced from 13 exons. Gene Ontology annotation, molecular function: SNARE binding. Bases 162 to 2420 code for a protein of 752 amino acids. Gene Ontology annotation, biological process: exocyst localization; exocytosis. The record is from RefSeq and is a predicted model, not a curated record. Gene Ontology annotation, cellular component: exocyst. Lineage: Eukaryota; Metazoa; Arthropoda; Insecta; Lepidoptera; Tortricidae.
GUAAGCCCAAAUACAACUUUUCGGAACGGAUUUACGAAUAUUAGCGCAAAAAAAACAUAGGAAACGAUUUAUUAUUUGUUUUCUUGAAUGCGUGUGUAUACUGUAAAAGUGACAUAAACUAUUAAAUAAACUUGAGAACUAUUAGCAUUUAAUAAGAUACAAUGAGCAUCAGUAUGUCUACCAUGGACGAAAUAGAAGAGGAAGCAAAAGCAGCAGCAGAAAAAAUGGUUAUAAAUAUGAUGCAGAGACCAGGUCAACUAGAAAAGGUUGAACAGUACAAGAAAAGGAUUACUCAUAAGAAGGCCUCCAUUGAGGCUCAGCUGAAGUCUGCGGUACAGGGCAAGCUAGAUGGAGUCAGUGUGGGGUUGAAACAGCUUCAGGAGUGCCUUGAUGAUGUGCAACAAAUCGGUCUCAAGAUGGAUGAAUUAGAGGAGCUUCUAAAAGGCGUGCCUCCACUAGUCGCGUCACUACAAGCUGUAAGAGAAGAGGACUCGCGACACUCGCAGUACGUGACGGCCAUGGACAGCCUGAAGCAUAUAUUUACAGUGCCGGAUAGUGUUGCUAAGACCAUGCAGUGGAUCGGGGAAGGGAAGUUGCUGCAUGCGCAUCAGUGUCUCAACGAUCUAGAGAAUUCACGGGACGAUCUCCUCUACGAGCUGCACCGGCUACCGAACCAGUCCUCACACGACAAGAUCAUGCUCAAGGCUUACUUCGAGGAUGUGGAGAUGGUGUCCAACUCGCUGGAGAAGCAGAUCAAGCUGAUACUAGCCCGGACCCUGAAUACGGUGCGCAAGGAGCCCACGGUUAUAGUCACUGCGCUCAGGAUUAUUGAGAGGGAGGAGAAGAGGGACCAGAUGGCGCUCGAGCAACAAAGCCAAACGGGGUUCAUGCCGCCCGGCCGCCCUAAGAACUGGCGCACCAUCGCCUUCGAGGAGCUCGAGCGCGCCGUCGCGCAGCGCACCGAGGGCACGCGCGUCGACGAGCGGGAGGACAACAAACUGUGGCUUGUUAAAUACUUGGAACUAACGAGGCAGUUGAUUCUGGAGGAUUUGAGGGUGGUUAAGACGCUCUGUGUGCCGUGUUUUCCGCCGCAUUAUGAUAUUGUGAAUAAAUACGUCAACAUGUAUCAUACCUGCCUCUCUUCAAGCCUCCAAGGCGUAGUCGACAGCGGUCUAGAAGGCAACGAAUACGUGACGCUACUGUCCUGGGUGUUGAACACGUACCCGGGCACCGAGCUGAUGGGCAGCCCGGAGCUCAACAUCGACGUCUCCACGCUGCCGCCGCUGCUCAGUGAGGAGAGCUUGCAGGACUUGUGCGACGAGUAUCUGCAGAAAAUGGAGAGCAACUACAUGGAAUGGAUGGAGAAGACUCUCGAGUCAGAGAGAGCCGAAUGGAACGGAGACCGCGCUCCCGAAGUAGAGCCACAUUCCAACGCGUACCAUACACACGCGCCGGUCAUCAUAUUUCAAAUGAUCGACCAAAAUCUGCAGGUUACUCAAACGAUAAGUAAGGAGAUCACCUUCAAAGCAUUGAUGCUCAGUAUCGAGCAAGUGACGCGCUAUGGCAACAUGUACAGAGAAGGUGUACUUCAGUUCAAGAAUAGCCACUUCUCCGACCGCUCCAGGUGCGCGUACUUCACCCACCACAUGAUCACAAUAGUCAACAACAGCGAACAAAUGGUCCGCCUCGCGCAACAAACGCAAGCCAGGCACUGGCCCCCGGGCCGGCACGAUGCACCCGCCGAGCGCAAGUUCGAUACCCUGCUAGAUACAUUCCAGAAACUAAGAGACGAAGCCGCUCGGUUCCUCCUCGACGAGGCAUUCCUGGACCUCGAAGUCCACUUCGACGACCUGUUCACAUCAAAAUGGCUGCCGUCUUCCAUCCCGGUCGACACCAUUUGCGUCACUUUGGAAGACUACUUCCAGGACUAUAACCAUUUGAGGGAGAAAAACUUCGAAUAUGUGAUAAAUGAAGCGCAGAAUUUGGUGUAUAAGAAGUAUAUAACCGCCAUGUUGUCCAAGAAGGUGAGUUUCAAAACUGUCGAAGAAGCGCAGCAAGCAGCUACAAAGAUCGUAAAGGAGGCCAACCAAAUACGGUCCUUCUUCCGGAGAAUAGGCGCCGAGGGCGUCAACGUGGACUGGCCUUUUGAGGUCAUCAGCUCUUUGGCUGAGGUCCUCCGUUGCCAAGACAUCGAGAUGCUCUCGCUGGACCUGCACGGCGUGCUGGACAAGUGCCCCAACAUGUCGGAGGAGCAGCUGGUGCGGCUGCUGGCGCUGCGCGGCGACGUGCCGCGCGCGCACGUGCGCGACACCGCGGCGCACGUGCUCGGCACCCGCGCCAAGCCGCGCGCCACCACCAUGCACGACUUCUUUAAGGAUAUCACGUUUAGCGAUAGGCUGUUGGAGCGGUUCACUUUGUAACGCGGCCCGAUGUUAUACUCGGACUAGACAUAACACAUAUGUGCCUAUAAGAUGAAGUGCACAAAAAGAAUACGAUUGCGAUGUGCCUACAAGAUGAAGUGCACAAAAAUGAC